UGGUAGCUGAUGCAUCCCUGCAGCGCGUUGUUAGUGCGGUGCGGCUGGCUCGGGCAGCUUUACAACUGCAGCAAAAUCUUCAAAACGGUCAAGUCGAAGGACGGCUUCUGUUGCGGAUUCAACUUUCAUUACGGCUUGAGUAAAAGCGGCAGAUACAAAGACGAGAGCGUUCAGCCGGAAGUUCACGACGACUCCACCGAUUUCAAUGUUACUCUCGAGUAUCUACCGGGGGUGCAUAAGAUUCUGAAGGCUCCAGGAAGCGGUCGCGACUUGGGACUUACGAUCGCCGUAAAUAUCGACCGUCAUAAUUACAAGUACUCGGUGCGACCCUACGUAGGCGCGUCGAUUUUCAUACACGACGCCAUCGAUUUCCCCGAUAUCGGCGCGCAUCAUGCAAUCGUGUCGCCCAGUCACAUCGUGGCGAUACCCGUUUCCGGCACCUCCAUUAAGAGCAUGCACAGUAUGCGCAACCUGCCCCUGGAGAAGCGUUUGUGCUACUUCGACAACGAGGUGCCAGGCGAGAGCCAUUAUAGCUUCCAGUCCUGCGUCUCCCAGUGCAUAGCCGAGCACUUGCAGGACAAAUGCGGCUGCUUGCCGUUUUACUACCCGGAAACACAUGUCGGGAUAAGAACGUGUUACUUGACCGACGUAGAUUGUAUCUUGGCCCACCGAGGAAAAGGAAAUUCAGGAAAAGAUAUAUUGGUCAAAGGAGCUUGCAGAAAAUGUCUGCCUCAAUGCACCGACAUCAUGUACGCCAUUGAUAUGGAGGAUAUUAAAAUGGACGCUGUGGGGUACGAAUCGGAGUUAACGCGUGGCUUGGAUCUGAACAAUAUAUCCUUAGCGUACGUAUUCUUCGCCGAUAUCUCGUACGUCGAAUACCGCAAGGAGAGUAUCCUCGGCUGGGAUGGAUUACUGGCGUCCUUCGGCGGCAUCUUCGGGCUGUGCCUCGGCGGUUCCAUGAUGAGCGUGAUAGAGUUGGUCUAUCUCUCGGUGAGGGAGUUCUUCAAGCUCCGUAAAACGCAGGGACAAUCACGUGGAAAUUUGCCGCCAGCUACGGAUGUGUUCCUGUCGAAUCCCGCUGAAAAAACCCAGCUGCAGAAGAGACCGCUGAACCAUCGAGAGUUCAUCGACAAGCGUGUUUAUGUCAUCAGUGGUAUCAAUAAGAGCCUUCAAAAAUGACAGAAAGCGAUGAACCUUUUUUUUUUAAUAUAAACGCAUAGGAAAACAUUCACUUCAUGUUUAAACUCACUUUUAU
Messenger RNA from Harpegnathos saltator (Jerdon's jumping ant), 1255 nucleotides. RefSeq names its product pickpocket protein 28. Gene Ontology annotation, molecular function: ligand-gated sodium channel activity. The coding region runs from base 10 to 1179 and encodes 389 amino acids. The transcript has 8 exons. NCBI's taxonomy places the organism in Eukaryota, Metazoa, Arthropoda, Insecta, Hymenoptera, Formicidae. The record is from RefSeq and is a predicted model, not a curated record. Gene Ontology annotation, biological process: sodium ion transmembrane transport. Gene Ontology annotation, cellular component: plasma membrane.